CCCUCUUCAUCUCUCUCUCUCUCUCUCUCUCUCUCUCUCUCCUCUUUCGUGAACUUUCAAGAGCCAGCCAACCCUUUCUUCAUCUCUUCUGAAGGUUUCUUUUACAAUUACAACUCUUGUUGGGGUCCUGACCGGCUUGAUUAUAGCCCUCUCUCUCUCUCCCCUUACUCUCUCCUCUUUCGUGAACUUUCAAGAGCCAGCCAACCCUUUCUUCAUCUCUUCUGAAGGUUUCUGUUACAAUUACAGCUUUUGUUGGGGUCCUGACCGGCUUGAUUAUAGCUCGUUUGACAUCGAUUCUUCACGUAAACAAGCCUAGUUCGAACAUAUUUAUCAGCCCCUAUCUGUACCCAAUUCAGUUUUGAAGGCCUCAAUUAACAAUAAAAGCAGAUGGAGCACACGGGUUUGGAAGAUCAAGUCUCAGUCGUGAUCGACGAUCAAGACGUUCUAACUUCAGAUUGCGAAUUCGAUUCAGCUAGUUCGAUUUUUUCCCAAUUUGGGUUCUUCACGCGGAACGGAAUGGCUCUGUUAGAGGAUGGGAACAGCGAGCGCAGGAUCAUCGAGAGAAGCUUUCUGAAGGGGUUGGGUCAAUUCGGAAAGGAAACAAAAGUUGUGGCCAUUCAUAAGAACUCGUAUUCUAGUCCAAUCGGGCAAGCUAGAAUGGAAAGUUUCAGGAUUUUCUCGGAGGCGGUGAAGAGGAAAUCCGGAGGCAGCAAUGCCAAUGUCAAGUAUGCUUGGUAUGGAGCUUCUAGAGACGAGAUUUGCGAGAUUGUAACUCAUGGGUUUGGCCGAUUUCGAGGCGGCGAAAACAGCGAGUCAUGUGGCCUUGGGGUUCAUCUCUCUCCUGCGAAUUUCUCCAUUGAUGGGAUGAUAUCAUCUGGCAUGGAUGACAAUGGGAUAAGGCAUCUGUUGCUGUGCCGUGUGAUAUUAGGGAACACGGAAGUGGUACGUCCUGGAUCGAAGCAAAUCCAACCAAGUUCUACAGAAUUUGAUUCCGGAGUAGAUAAUCUGUUAUCGCCAAGACGAUAUACAAUUUGGAGUCCCUACAUGAAUUCGCACAUUUUUCCGAAUUACGUUGUCAGUUUCAGAGCUCCCCGGGUUACUGGUUUUGAAAGGAUUCGGAGGUCUAUAGUCGGACCUAGUUCGCCAUACAUGACGUUUCCCACUUUGUUGUCCACACUUUCAAGAUUCUUACCUCUUUCGAAGAUGGUUUUGAUUACCAAAUUCUAUAGUGCCUACAGAGAAAAUAAGCUUUCCCGCAUCCAACUGAUACGAAAAAUGAGGCGACUAGCCGGAGACAAGCUUUUAAUCGCCGUAAUCAAAUUUGAUAGGAAAAAGCAACUCCAGGCAAGAAUUAGAUCUUCAGCUUCAGCAGAUUUAAAUGGUGCAAAGAGCUAUGCAGCAGGUGCUUGAGUGGCCGAAAGAGAAACUGGCUUCGUCCCGCAUUGCUUUCAACCCUGCAGAUCAUUCCCUAGUAGCGUUCAUAUUCGUAGUCUUCCGCAGAUUUUUUGCAAUUGUUAUGGUUAAGGAAAAAUUGUGCGUUUUGAUCCAUUUGUUCUGCUCCAGUAGUUUUAGCUCAA
Molecule: messenger RNA, 1577 nt
Organism: Rhododendron vialii
Lineage: Eukaryota; Viridiplantae; Streptophyta; Magnoliopsida; Ericales; Ericaceae
Product: probable inactive poly [ADP-ribose] polymerase SRO2
Exons: 5
Coding region: 388-1410 (340 amino acids)
Molecular function (GO): NAD+ poly-ADP-ribosyltransferase activity
Source: RefSeq, a predicted model, not a curated record